Hyaloscypha bicolor E is the source of this 1479-nucleotide messenger RNA. RefSeq names its product major facilitator superfamily transporter. The transcript has 4 exons. The record is from RefSeq and is a predicted model, not a curated record. Gene Ontology annotation, biological process: transmembrane transport. The coding region runs from base 1 to 1461 and encodes 486 amino acids. NCBI's taxonomy places the organism in Eukaryota, Fungi, Ascomycota, Leotiomycetes, Helotiales, Hyaloscyphaceae. Gene Ontology annotation, molecular function: transmembrane transporter activity. Gene Ontology annotation, cellular component: membrane.
AUGAAUAGUUUGAGAGCUUCAAGUUCGAAAAGUGCAGGAACUGGAAGUAUUAUGUUGCUCUCCUGGCUGUCUCAAGACGCAACAGACCAUGACCAAGAUGAGCAAGAUGAAGCGUCCGUAGCUCUCCUACCGAAAAUAUCAGACGACAAGCUCCCAAGAGGAGGAAUAUUCCAAAAGAAUUCUGAAGACGAUAUUGGGUCUCUCGCCAUCGAGUCCAAGAAACUCCCUUGCUACUUCAUCAAAAACCUAGACCAAACAAACAUCGCCAACGCCUACGUCUCCGGCAUGAAAGAAGCACUUUCCAUGACAUCUAACGAAAUAAACCUCAUAGACGUAGCCUGGACCACGGGUUACGUUCUCGGACAAUUGCCUUCUCAAUUCAUUCUCACCAAAGUCCGACCGUCGGUAUGGAUUCCAAGUUGCGAGGUAGUGUGGACGCUCCUCACUUUUUCGCUUGCAGGAGCGACGACUACCAGGCAGGUUAUUGGAAUCCGGUUCUUUGUGGGUUUGGUAGAGAGUAUUUUUUAUCCGGCGGCGCAUUUUUUGAUCGGGAGCUGGUAUAACCCUUCUGAGUUGGGGAAGAGAGCGUGUGUGUUCCAUGCUCCGGCUGUGGCGGCAGGGAUGUUUUCGGGGUAUUUGCAGGCUGCUGUAUACCAGGGGUUGGAUGGGGUACUUGGAAAAACAGGCUGGCGAUGGUUGUUUGUUAUGGAUGCUUUGAUCAGUCUUCCUAUUUGCUUAGCCGGGUUUUACAUGAUUCCUGAUUUGCCGGAGAACACGGUGGCUUUCUAUUUGACUGAGGAGGAUGCGAAGUUGGCGAGGAGGAGAAUGAAUGCUGUGGGCCGCGCCCCGAGGAAGACACUGGGUUGGUCUAUUUUGGGGAGGGUGUUUACGCGGUGGCAUGUCUAUUCUUUGACGUUGCUAUACAUCAUAUUCAUUAACACCAGUCCUUCAUCGAGCGUAAAUCCUUUUGCGCUUUGGUUGAAAGAUCAAGGGUAUCCAGUUAGCCAGAUCAAUACCAUCCCGACGGGCGCCGGCGCCAUCCAGCUUGUAACAACGAUAUUUUUCGCCAUGCUCAGCGACUUCCUGCGCGAUCGCCCUCUCGUAAUGUCUCUCAGUACCUCCAUAGGAUUCUUCUCCGCCCUGUGCCUCGCAAUUUGGAAUAUUCCUAACGGGCUGAAGUGGCUCGCAUUCUUCAUACAUAAGGCUGCUGUUCCAUUUGGUCCACUCAGGGCUGUUGUUCUGAGAGUUAUGAAUGCAAGUGGAUAUGCGGUGAAUGCGUGGUUACCCUUGUUGACGUACCCGGUUGUGGAUGCCCCGAGGUUUAGGAGGGGGUUUACAUACAGUACAUUAGCAUUUUUGGCGCAGUUUGGAGUUACAGGUUUGGUUACUUUCUUGCGGAGGCGUGACAAGAAGAACGGAAAAGGCGACGAAGAAAUGGAGGAUAUGGGUGCGUGUGAGUGAUAUGACCUUCCAAUUGCU